UGGUGUGUUAGCUGUCAUUUGUCACACUGGUGCCAAAACCUGGGGGACAGGUCAAAGAACGACGUCACAUGGACAUGGAGUCCAUUCCUCCAUCCAGAUUGUCCAGUCUCUAGCACAGAUGCAGGAGCGACAGCAUCAGGCUCUCGUGGGUCUGCAGCAGCAUCAGGAGAUCCUCUGCAAAAUCGUGGACAAGCAAGCCACAGAGCAAGCUGUCAUCCAGAGCCCGCUAACCUCCUCCUCUUCCUCUCCCAUGAGCUGCUUCUAAAGCUCCUUCUUCCUGGCCAGGAUGACACCAAAUGAUGAUGCCUAGGCGUACCUAGAGAUGUGCCAGGGUACCACCUCAGCAUGUAGAUGGUUGAGGAGAGGGAUUUGGCUGUGCAUUCAAGCCCUCCUGACAAGUGAAGCCCAGUUGGCCACCCAAAGGCCAGCUGGAUUAUACAGCUGUGCAGAGAGCCAUGUCUUUUGUGUUUUACGUUCUGUUUAUUAUUAAAGUUUACGUUUGAGUUCACUCGGUUCCCGCCUCCUCCUUGCCCAUUUUUGAAGUUUGUUACAGUAUCAAGGUGAUUCUCAGCAUGGUGUUCGGAGAACCAGCUUUACAUGCACAAUUUCUGCUGAGAAAUAAAUACGAACACUUCCUCACACUUCCUUUUUUUGGUUAGGAGAGGGAACAUAACCAGUGUAAGAACCCAAUCUAAAUGUUUUCAGUUCACUGUAAAGUGGCAUAUAGACAAAAUGACUUACCUCCUCCCACUUCUUUAAUUUAAAUUUGAAAGUUUGUCUAAUUGCAUGUGUUCAUCUGAUGUAUGACGAUCAAGAGUACAAGAGCUUCUUUUUUUUCAACAAUUAUUACAACAACUUUGGAGAGAAACAAAUGGAUUUCCAAGAAAACAAUAUGGAACAUGAGAAUAUGUUCUGGAAAGAUAAUCUGACUGACAUCAAAGAUGGACUGUGUCACAAGGAAGACGUGGCAAAAGUUGGAUCCAUCGUUGUCCCAUUAUUCUUCAGCAUCGUGGUCUUGCUCAGUCUCAUUGGUAACAUCUUGGUUCUUGUGAUUCUUGCGAUAUAUGAGAAUCUCAGAUUGUUGACUAACAUCUUCAUACUGAACUUGGCCGUGUCGGACCUGCUGUUCACUGUCGGACUGCCGUUCUGGGCUUGUUACUACAUCUGGGGUUGGACUCUUGGAGAUGCAGCUUGCAAAGCUGUCUGCUUCGUCUUCUACGCUGGUUUUUACAGCAGCAUCGUGUUCCUGAUGCUGAUGACCAUUCAGCGCUACAUGGCCGUGGUGUACCCUCUCUCGGACUGGGAAAAAGGACAGGGUUUUGCACUAAUCCCUAUCCUCGGCUGGGUGGUGAGCAUCGCAGUGGCAUUGCCAGCCCCACUCUACAGCUCUGCAAUGCCUGAUCCAGCAGAUGCUUCAGAACUCUACUGUGAGUAUAAUUCCUUUCAGGCAGACCUUGCGCUUACGUACGAACAGAACUCUUUUUUUGUUUGCGCCUUUUUGAUCAUGGGUUUUUGCUAUGUAAGAAUUCUGCAGACCAUCUUCAAGACACGACUGAACCAGAGACACCGUACUAUCAGACUCAUCUUCUGCAUCGUAGUCGUGUUCUAUAUUGGUUGGGCUCCUUAUAACCUGGUGAUAUUUUUACAAAUGUUAACCCAUCUUAAGGUCAAGUUUUUCAUAGACUGCGAUGUCACGCAUCAUCUUGACUAUGCUGAAUAUGUCAGUAAACUGCUGGCGUUUUCUCACUGCUGCCUUAAUCCCGUGCUUUAUGUUUUCGUUGGUGUGAAAUUCAGAAAUUAUCUAAAGGAGAUUCUGCAGAAGAUUUUUCAAAGGCCACUCAACACGAGUACACCACAAACACGAACUGCUAACGCUCAGUCCCUGGGCUCCUUGUACUGAUACUGCAACAACUGCAGAAGCAGUUAUUGAGCUGUCUGAUUCAGUGUAAAUAUGUUUGUAAAUGAUUUAUGCAUUUAUUUGUGCAAUUUAUUUGUGUACGUUUAGGCAUUUUUUAAAAAUGAUGGACAAACUUUAUUGGAUGAACAUUUUGAGUCCACUGACAAUGUUUCUUUGAAAUGCUAAUUGUGUCACAGUGUUCAAAUGUGCUUAGAAGUAUUUAUACACAGAAAUACAGCAAAAGCCAGUUAAAUUGCAACCUUCAAGAUUCUGAAGCUUGUGGCCAGAAAAGUGUGCAAAAGCACUGAUAAAGACCAUGCAGGGGCACUUUGAUAUCAGGGACACCCAUGGCAGCCAUUUGCAGGGUUGUGAUCAGAAGUGAUGAACAGCAUUUACUUUAAACGGUCCUUCAAAGCAUAUACUUUUCCCUAGGAAUCCCAGAUGCUUCACCUUUGGCCUACUUUACAUUAAAUUUCUGUCCGUGAUUUGAAUUUUUUAAAUGUGACGUGUAUAUAAUUCAGAUACAAAACUGAAAUUCUAAUACUUUUGUCAGCUUCCAAGUUUCAUAAUAGUGCAGCUGUUGUAUAUAUGCUAUAUAUAUGCUAGCUAACAGGGUUAGCUUGUCCAGCGUUAGCUUCCUUUUAAUUUCCAGUAAGGCCAUCACGGAUGUGAAAGGGUGGAACUGUGUGCAACCACAAAGCAAAGCCAUGAAAGCCGAGUUCUCAUUAACCGUGUGGGCUGUCAGGUGCUGCAGAGGCUUGAGCAGCUGUUUCAGCUUGAGCCAUUUUCAUAUUUAAUUUCUGGAUGGUGUGUGUGCAGGUGUGUGUGUAAUUUAGAAAAUAACUGUGUCACAGAUGCUGUAAAUUUGAGUGCUUUAUCUGAUCUGGUUCUGUGAACCUCUGUGAAAUGUCUGGAGGGUUCACUGGUCUUGCAUUUCUUGUCUUUUCAUAUUUUUCGGUUUGGUAAUAAAAAAAUGAAAAAAAAAAAAAAAAAUCACAAAUAAAGAAAUAAUACAGAUUAAGGUCAAGAGUUUGAGUUGUGUCAGGGGUAUGUCUUAGAUAUAAGAACAUCAUACACAUGCAGAGCCAGACCUUACAGGUAUGUGAUGUACUUUUACAUUUACAUAGUGUGUAUCUAAGAGACUGUGUUGUUAUUAGAAAAUCCACUUCCCAUUUGAUUAGCAACUAAAUGAGCUUGGAACAAAUGUGAAGCUGAAGCUAUUCCUCACCUUUUAUAACCAAGCAAAAGUUAUUUCUUUUUUUAUUGCAUCCCAUUUCAAUUACAAUCCCAUCUUUUUUUUUUUUUUUUUUACAGUUUAUUCAAAUUUUGAUGGUAAUAAAAAGUAAUAAAAUUUAUAUUACUCCAGCCCUAGACCACAAAUGGACACCGCAUUGGAUUAGAGACAGAUGUAGCACUGCAUCUGUUCCGUAUCCACACAGCAGAGUAGCCUAGUGAGUUUUUUUUGCAAAAUCCUGAAAAUCAUCUGUUCUGUGUAUCUGCACCACUUAGCAAACAGUUAGCAGAGAAUACUGGAGUAUCAGGCCCUGUUGUAGGCCCAAAAGUUAUUAACAGACAUAGAUCCUUUUCAGAAGUGAUUCAAACUCAAGCCUAUACUGGUCCUGCAUCCUACGUGAUUAUUCCCGAAAUUAAAUUGCUUAGAAUUUUCAUUUCAAAAUUUCAUUUUGAUUGUUUUCACAACAGCAUCUUUACAAGCAGUAAAUUUUAAACAAAAAAGCAUAAAACCACACGCUUACACAUUCAGGGCAACAUUUAGGAGCAAAUGGAGUUAGCUGAAUGGUAAUUAGCUGAGCCCUGUUUACCAUCACCUCCCCUUUCUGAUGA
Molecule: messenger RNA, 3739 nt
Organism: Pangasianodon hypophthalmus (striped catfish)
Lineage: Eukaryota; Metazoa; Chordata; Actinopteri; Siluriformes; Pangasiidae
Product: chemokine XC receptor 1-like
Exons: 2
Coding region: 800-1900 (366 amino acids)
Biological process (GO): immune response; chemotaxis; G protein-coupled receptor signaling pathway
Cellular component (GO): membrane
Molecular function (GO): chemokine receptor activity
Source: RefSeq, a predicted model, not a curated record